Mytilus trossulus (common blue mussel) is the source of this 2368-nucleotide messenger RNA. RefSeq lists its product as uncharacterized. The record is from RefSeq and is a predicted model, not a curated record. The coding region runs from base 171 to 1877 and encodes 568 amino acids. The transcript has 10 exons. Lineage: Eukaryota; Metazoa; Mollusca; Bivalvia; Mytilida; Mytilidae.
AUAAUGGUUACGAAAUAAGAUGCACUACUCAAUUUAAAAAAACCUUUCAAUUUAGAAGUGCAGGAGUAGACAUUCCUAUCGACAUUUAAAUCGGAGUUACUACUUGUGCAUAUGGGAAAAGUUGAUAACUGCUCUGACGAUGUGUCUUUAGAGUUUUUAUUUAUUCUGCCAUGAUUUCUGUUUUAACGUUAAUGCUUUGUGUUAACAUUAGAGAAAUUGUCAGUGGUGAAAAUAAUACCUUUCCACCACCUUGUGAACCUUACAAUGGAACCCGUAGAGAUAAUAGGUUUAUUGGCUGUUAUGAAGCACCUACAUAUAAUGGAGCAGAUAGCCAGACACUGUUGAUAAGUAAUACGACAAGAGAGAUGUGUACACAGAAAUGUCUGGAGGAUGGAAAACCUUUCUCUGGAGUUGAGGGAGACGACAUAUGUAGAUGUAGUGAUUCUAUUGAAAUGUUGGAGGCAUAUGAUCUGGUGAUAAGAACAUCGAAUUAUGUACCAAAAUGUGAUGAUCACAGAACGUCGUCUUUGUAUCAUUCAGAUUAUGUUUUGAAUGUGACCCUCUGUGGGUAUCCAGGAUUUGAAAUAAUGCGGUCUUGUGCCGGUCUAACUGAGACCAGUCAGUGUAUACAGUUCUGUCGAAAUUUCACAGCCUUUGUUAUGAUGCAUGAUGAUGAUAUGAUGGCAUGUGCCUGUUCAAAUGAAGACAUGGAAAGUCUCACAAUGCCAGCAACUAACGACUUUAAUCGAGCCUGCUCUCAAAAAGCAAUCGGAGCAUGUUUUACCUUUCACGGAUGUUACAGUCCGUUUCCUAAUCAUACCAUUGGCUUUGUAAGCGCAAAUCUAACGACUGAAUACUGUGUGGAGUAUUGCUUGUACAUUGGUCGGGACUUUGCAGGAAUAGAACAUGGUAACUAUUGUCGAUGUGAUACGAAUUUUACAUUAUUCGGAGACCAUGGUUUCGAACACCCAUUGCCAUCAGGAUGUGAAGGUACAACAAGUGCAACAUUACAUUUUAAAGGUGGCCAUAUAAUUCAUAAUGUCAACGCUUGUGGAAAUAAUACUUCAAUGACGUGCGAUGGUGUUGAUGUAAUAACAAACUGUUCAGAUCAUUGUCAAAAGUUUAGUAGCAAGGACCCGGUUCCUGCAUCGAUUCAAACGCCAGGAAAAGACAUAUGUGGCUGUUCAGAAGAUGAAAAAAUUCCUGAAGAAAUUGUUCCAACUCAAGAUACAGAAAAUUGCACACACCUAAUAAUGAAAUUUUAUCAAUUCACAAGAUGGUACUUGCGUAACACCGAAACCAGCGCAGGAACAACAUUUUCCAAUAUUUUCACCACUUUUACUGAAGAGAUAACUGAAUCGACAACAACAAAAACAGAGGAAGAAACGACGUUAUCCUCUGAAACUACACAAGACAGUCAUUUUACUACAAUAGCCAUUGAAUAUGGUACUGAAAUAAUAACGGAAUCAACUGAACAUUUUUCUAACUCGAGCUUUUCUACCGUGGAUAACGUUCUGAGAUCAACCGAGUUGCAACAACAGGAGAGUUCAAGUGCAGAACCUGUUUGUCAUUGUCCUUGUUCCUCGGUGUCUUCUAAAUGGGAUUUUCUUAACGGUUUAAAUCUGACUAAGAAAGAACUCGAAGUUUACUUGAAAGAGGAACUAGCUAACCUACGAGGAAAUUUAACAAUUGAUCGAAAAGGCACCUCCGCUUUUAAGAACACUAAGAUAUCUGCAUCAGACAGUCGUCCAUCAUCGGCUGCUGUAGGUGCACUUGGUAUAAUACUCUUAACGGUUAUCUUCGGUCUUAUCAUAAUAUCUGAUAUUUUGUCCUUCUUCAGAAGUCGAUCAUGGACCCCUGGUAGAAAGGAGCCUUAAAGAUCAUUCGUUUUACGUAUUGCAUCAUCAGUGGCGAUAUUUGUUUCUUCGGUAUUGUCAAUUGAACUGCUUGUUGAUAUCUUCCAUAUGCUUUUCAUUAGAAUGCAGAUAUUGAGGAUUUUUCUUAUUUUUGUUUAUAUGGUGGUGCCAUUGAUUUGAGAAUUGUAAUUGUAAAUCAUAAUUUUUUUUUAUGUACGUUGUUUUAUUACCUUUUGUUAUUCCACUGAUUUCAAUCAUAAAUGUUUGUUUUGGAGAUAAAAAAAAAACGACGCUACACUUUCAUGUGCAAGUUCGGAACCUCCGAAAUAGCUUUUUUUUAAUGGAUAUUAUAUAUAGAACCUUGGGGGUUUAUAGCAAAAACGUGACCCCCUUAUAACACUUUUGUACAAUUUACACCAACGUCUCAACAAAGACAUUUGAUUUUCUUUAAUUAUGUUUGUUUUGCAAGUAUGGUUGUUAAAAUAAAAUAAAAAAUACAUUGCUUUACCAUU